ACAACUCAUUAUUUGCCACACGACUGGUUUCAGUCCCAGCAGGCCUUGUCAAAGGUUUCGCUAGAGGAUUGAAACCUUUCACCCAUGGUAUGACGUCAAUGUUUCACCUAUGGUAUGACGACUAGCCUAUAAGGAAGUCAAAUAUGAAACCAAAUGUAGACAGGAAGAGUGCCUUUGUGGCGGGGCUGUGUCUAUUGCGAACUGGCGUCAAAGAGUUUGUUCUGCAAGGAAGAAGAAAAACAAAAUCAUAAACAAUUAGGAAUAAUCUGCAGAAAUGUCCGCGGACCUGGCACGAAUGCGCAAGCUGUUUAUCGACAAGGUGUCUUUGCCAGUUGUCAAACAGCUGUUGGACGAUCUUGUUGAGGACCGAGUCUUAAAUGAAGAGGAGAAGGAUUCGGUAUUGGAAGAAAACAAGUCAAAGGCAGAUAAGGCGCGCUGCCUUAUAGACAUGGUUAAAAAGAAGGGCGACAAAGCUUCUCUGAAGAUGAUCCAGCACAUUAAAGAGAGAGAUGAAAACUUGUACGAGGUGUUACAACCUCAGCAAGCCCCUGCACCAACAGUUUCAGUUCCAUUACCCCAGAGCCAGGUCUCAAGUCAAGAUGAGUUCAGUGUGUCAGCGGUCCUCAUUCCUACAACUGAACAGUUUAAGUCAGCAAAACUCCAGGAGGGAAACAGAAUCUACCCACCACGGAACAAGAAUGAACGGAAGCGGCUCGCACUGCUCAUAAACAAUGUACACUUUGAAACCAGCGGAAUGCACCGACGAGGCUCGGAGAAGGACGAGGAGAGAAUGGAGGCUCUGCUGCAGAACCUGGGGUACGACGUCAUAAAAUACCGGGACCAGUCGGCAGAGGGGAUGGACAAAGCCGUCAAAGACUUCUCAGAAAGGAAAGAGCACGAACUGUCCGACAGCACCUUUGUGGUCAUGAUGUCCCAUGGGAAAAGGGACAACAUCAUGGGGGUUAAGUGGAACAGGGAUAGUCCUGAAUUGGAUGUAUUCCCUGUUGAUAAGAUUUACAAGUACCUCAACACCACCGGUUGUCCUGGACUGCGCAACAAACCAAAAGUCAUUCUCAUUCAAGCCUGCAGAGGAGGUGAUAGUGGACUUGUUUGGGUACCGGAUGGCAUGCAGGAUGACGGGAUGGCCGGUAUACAGAGUGACGACAUGGCACACCAGGAGAAAGACUUCAUUUCCCUCCUCUCCUGUACGCCUGACACAAAAUCUUACAGGCAUGUGGAGGAUGGGUCAUUCUUCUUUCAGCGCCUUGUGGACGUUUUCAACACCCACGCUCACAAAGAACAUAUGGAAGAUUUGUGUACAAUGGUCAUGAGGCGCUUUGAGGACUUCCCAAGACAGAUGGUCUGUAAAGACAGGACCACUCUCACCAGACACUUCUACCUCUUCCCAGGACUGUGAAAGCACUACAGUAGAGUUCUCUGUUGAUUGGUAUUUUUCUCUUUUUUUGUCUUUUUUACUUUAUUUGAUAGGACAGUGUGAGAGGUGGACAGGAAGUGAU
Engraulis encrasicolus (European anchovy) is the source of this 1517-nucleotide messenger RNA. Its product is annotated as caspase a-like. Gene Ontology annotation, molecular function: cysteine-type endopeptidase activity. The transcript has 8 exons. The record is from RefSeq and is a predicted model, not a curated record. Gene Ontology annotation, biological process: regulation of apoptotic process; regulation of inflammatory response; proteolysis. Gene Ontology annotation, cellular component: NLRP3 inflammasome complex; AIM2 inflammasome complex; IPAF inflammasome complex. NCBI's taxonomy places the organism in Eukaryota, Metazoa, Chordata, Actinopteri, Clupeiformes, Engraulidae. The coding region runs from base 275 to 1417 and encodes 380 amino acids.